AUGGAGCACUUGCAGAUUGGACAUCAUAUUCAAACCAUCACUGGAUCUGGUCUGGUGUUGUCUGUGACCCUUCCACAAAUAGAUUUAGGUGAUAAUUCUUUAACUGGAAGCAUCCCAGAGAGCAUUUGCAACUGCAAAAACUUGUCAGCCUUUGGUGUCAUUUUUAACAAUAUCACUGGAAAAAUCCCAUCAAACAUAGGAAAUCUUGUUAAUCUUCAGAUUUUUGUAGCAUUUGGCAACAGAUUGGUAGGCUCAAUACCUGCUUCCAUUGGAAAGUUGGGGGUUUUGCAAGUUCUUGAUUUGAGUCAAAACCAGUUGUCAGGUGUACUGCCCAGGGAACUAGGGAACUUGUCAAAUUUAGAAUCACUUCUAUUGUUUCGGAAUUCCUUUGUUGGGAACAUUCCUCAUGAACUAGGUCGUUGUAAGAAGCUUGUUAACCAGAGGCAUUCCUUCUGA
This is a messenger RNA of Prunus armeniaca (apricot), 456 nucleotides long. Lineage: Eukaryota; Viridiplantae; Streptophyta; Magnoliopsida; Rosales; Rosaceae. The record is from the annotation of a GenBank genome assembly.